AUGUCUUCCUCAUUCACAAUCAAAGCAUCACCUAACACGGACAUCUGGCGGAAGCCCCCUUCCACAGAUGUGUUCACCGCUCCCCGCGGUGCCGCUGCCGACACCAAGACCACAGCGCCGCUGUCGUCCUUCAGGUCGGCCCGCGUGUCCUUCCUGCUCCACCCCAAGGAGCAAUACGACCAGGCCGGCCUCGUGCUGUCCCUCAAGUCCCCCGGCGCCACGGGGCCCCUCCCCGGGGACUCGCCCCCCAAGUGGCUCAAGACGGGCGUCGAGUACUACAACGGGGUUCCCAAGGCCGCGACCGUGGCGUGCGACUCGUGGGCCGACUGGAGCCUCGGGGACGUCAAGAAGGGCAAGGACGGCGACUGGGUCACGGUGCUGGUGGAGAACGGGAAAGACGUCCUGGGCAAGAGCUUCUGGGUCUACCAGGUCGUGGGCGGGGAGAAGGUCCCGCUGAGGGAGGUGUGCUGGGUGUUUGGCCACGGGGACCCGGAGAAGUGGGAGCUCAGCGUCGAGGCUUAUGCCUGUCGGCCGGCGAAGGAUGCUGCUGAGCUUGUGGUUGAGUUCAAGGAUCUUGAUGUGCAGUGGGCCUAG
This is a messenger RNA of Diaporthe citri, 594 nucleotides long. RefSeq lists its product as uncharacterized. The transcript has 2 exons. The record is from RefSeq and is a predicted model, not a curated record. NCBI's taxonomy places the organism in Eukaryota, Fungi, Ascomycota, Sordariomycetes, Diaporthales, Diaporthaceae. Bases 1 to 594 code for a protein of 197 amino acids.